Molecule: messenger RNA, 648 nt
Organism: Anthostomella pinea
Lineage: Eukaryota; Fungi; Ascomycota; Sordariomycetes; Xylariales; Xylariaceae
Source: the annotation of a GenBank genome assembly
AUGACGCCCACCCCGGCGCUUACCCUCUUCGGCAGCUUACCACCCGAGGUCAUCCAGGAGAUCAUGAAGCAGCUCAACCUGGAGAGCCUCACCCGGCUAACGAUGACAUCCCGCCAUUUCCUGGCCGUCUUCAAGGACGCGGAGGGCGUCAUCCUCCACGGCAUCCUCGCGCGCGACAUCGGUCCUGCCGUCAUGCCAGCCGCCAUGAUCCGGUACGCCGCGUCGCAACCAAGCCUCAGAGCCGGCGUCCUCGCGAAGAUCCCAACCGACGACGACCGCCCCGCAAGCUACACCCUCUGGCAGGGCGAUUGGGACAACACGCGGUGGCUGGACCUGCGGAGAUACCACACGAGGACAUACAGUCUGAAGCAGUGUCUCACGUUCCACACCGCCAGGGCGAUUCGGCGUUUCCACGAACUCGUGUACGACAGACUCGAUGACGUAGAGUUUGCACCUUCACGCCCCAGCGGCGUAUUCGGUGAUGAGGAAAUGACGCGUAUGAAGAUUUCGAUGUACCUGGACGGCGAGGCUGAUGUUUGGGGACGACGGGGACUGGGUGGUGGUCAGGGAAAGGGACACCAACUGUGGCGUAUGACGGACGAAAUGAUCGACUCUCGUCCCCCUUUUCAGAUUUUCCAAAGGUUUUGA